AAAGCUUCCGUUUCUCUCUCUUCUUUUCUCAACAGUCUCUCUCUAAGCCAAAGAAAAAAAGUCCCCCUUUCUCUCUCUCUCUCUCGCAGGAAACGUCGCUUAGGGUUUCUGAAAAAAUCGCAGUUAAAUUCUACUCAUCUCCCGAAGAAUCAAUCAUCGAAAGUUAUCUAAUCUUCUUACCAUCAAGCUUAUCAAUCUCCCGAUACGGUUUUCUUCGCUUGCCGCUUAAGAUCGAGCUCGAAUCUCGCAUCGCUUUUAAUCUCUGAGUCUCUGGUCGGAUUCUCUUCAGCUCAAGGUGUGUAGAGAGAGUAUCAUGGUGGAAGUUUAUCAUCACUAAGGCAUAUAAUUAAUCUCCUUCUAGCAAAAUCAAUGGGUUCUUCCAUUAAGAUCAACUCGAUAUCAAUAGAUCUCGCAGGCGCUGCCAAUGAGAUUGAUAUGGUAAAAUGUGAUCAUUUCUCCAUACGUGGAUACGUAGCUGGAACGCGUGAGAGAGACCAUACAAAAUGUUGGCCGUUUCCGGAGGAGAGUGUUAGUUAUCCCCUUCCUUCUUUAUCUGUUCCAAAGUUUAGAUGGUGGCGUUGUAUGAGCUGCAUCAGAGAUAUCAAUGCUGAUGAGACAAAAGAUUUAGGACUGCAUGCAAACUCAACAAGUAUAAGGGGGGAAAAGCUAGAUGGAACCUCUUUGAUUACCCCUAGUCAAAGCAAAGUGAACUCACUAGUUGUCACUGAUAAGGAGAAAGAAAAGGAAAAUGAUAUUGCAGGUAAUGCUGUUGUGGAGAAUGAGGAUGUAAACUGUGAAAGAUCUCAGAAGGAUGAUCAGACAGUUGCAGUUACUACUACGUUAGUCAAGAAAGUUCAUCCUCCAGCUAAGGAUGCUUCUACCGUUAGGAGCAAGAUCAGAAAGCUGGCGAGUGGACAACAAGUAGGCAACAAGAGAUCUAAAGUGAGCAAAUCAUCAACAGAUACAAGCAGCUGGAAAGAGAAGCAAAACGUGACAACGUUUGCAUCAUCAGAUAUAGCUGGUGUGGUUGAAGAUACGCCUCCCAAGGCAAUCAAGAACCAUAGAGACAGAAGCUUCGACAAUGUGUCAUCGGAGAGUAUAAAUCUUGGUUUCCAGCGUAGGAAAACUCGCAAGGUUCGUCUACUCAGCGAGCUUAUUGUUGAUCCAGAGACCAAAGGCAGUAGUAACAAUAUCACACAAGAAGAGUCUUCUUCGAAGUCUAGAGGUAGAAAAAGAAAGGUACCACCUGAAAACAACUACGCAAGCCGGAAACUAAGCACAGCAGGCGCAACUUCUGAUCAAAGUGAUAGUGAAUCAAGUGAUAGAGAUACUAUUAAGGGUAAGAAGAAGAACAGAAGGUUCCAGGUUGUUGACGAGUUUGUACCAUCGCUUCAUUCUCGAGAGGGAGGCCAUGAGAUUGAUGCAGGCCCUAGUAAGAGUGCUUUAUCCAAGGAAAAAGAUUCUGUUCCUCAGAGAACAGAGAAGAAGCUCAAGAAGAAGAGAAACAAGCCUGUAAUGGAUAGCGAGAAGAGUAGCCUGAUCAGUUAUAGUUCUGGCCCUUCAACUAGAGAUUUAUUUAAUGAAGAAAAGGAUGUUGGUACUUCACUUGAUGACCGUUUGGCUGCAGAAGGGUAUUUCAGAAAACAUAUCCCUCCUCAUCAGGUUAAUAAUGAUAGGGCUGUCACUUCUCUGCAUGUGCCAGAUAAUGCACAUGUGAGGCUAAGUGAUGAUGCAGAAGCAAACUGUCUUCAAGAGUUUGGCUCCUCUUCUAGACCAAACACAGGUGGAUGGUUGAGAACUGGAGGGGAUGCUGUUGACUUCAGCCUUAACAACAAUACAGAUAAAGGCUUUGUAGAUCUAUCUUCUGUGCUGCAAAAGGAUGCUUCUGGUGCAGACAGAAAGGGGAAGACAGUGAUGGUCCAAGAACAUCAAGGACCACUCCAAGAUAGAAAUGAGAAGACACCUGAAGAGCAAAACGAUGAUAUCACCUUGGAGAUAGCGGAGCUCAUGGCUAAAAACCAAUACGAGAGGUGUCUUCCAGACAAAGAAGAAGAAGACGUCAGCAACAAGCAGCCACCACAAGAAGAGACAGCACACAGAUCCAAGAACGCUCUCCUGAUUGAUCUUAAUGAAACCUACGAUAACGAGACAUCAUUGGAGGAUAACAACAACAACAACAACACAUCAUCAAGACCGCAGCAGAAACCUCUUGACUUCUUCCCAUUAAGACAGCCUUAUGUGCCUUCUUCUCCGUUUGGGAUCUUUCCUCCUCCCACUCAAGAAAACCUAUCUAACUCCAUCCGGUUUUCUUCUGGUCAUCAAAACAACUGCCAGUGGCUUGAGAAUGUGCCAACUAUGGCUAACCAGCACCCAUCUCCGUCCACGUAUAGAGUGUUACGUGGGUGUAACACAUGCUACCAGAGUGCUCCACAUCAGUACAGAGAAGCAGCUUCCUCUCAUCAAAUUUGGCCACCUUCCAUGGUGAGACCACAGUGUCAUCAUCAUACACCAGUUUCUUUCAACAUGGAUCAGUCAACAAGGCUUGGUAUGCUUUCAUCACAAGCACCACCAAGAAAUGAAAACACAUGGAACCUCAACUUUGUUGCCCCCAACGGAAAGCAAAAAUGUGAUGGUAAUAGAUCAAUGGACGCCUAUACUAACGAGAGCUCUAUCCCUGCGCUGAACCUUCUCAGCCUUAUGGAUCCUAGGUUGAGAUCAAACGCUCCAGCUGAGCACCAUGGGAGCACUCACUUUACUAGAAGACAUUUCCCACCGUCUAAGGAGCGUGUAGGGAUUGAAACAGGGGACUCUAGUAAGACAGCUUACCCAAGUAAACAGUCUCCUUUCAAUUUCUACAGCAACGGAUACGCACCAGAGGCUUCUCGUAAGAGUUUCCCUAUUGGUCCACCGCUUGGUACGUCUUCCUUGUCGUUUCAAAACGCACAAGCUCCAUGGAGUCAUCAUCAUCAUCAUCAAGAGAAGAUAAACAAGAGCAAAGAGGUGUUUCCUAGCAGCAAUGGCCAAGGGAGAUUCCAGCUUCUCAGGGGAUCUAACACCAUGAAGCUCCCUUUGAAAGAAAUGAGCCAAAAGAGGAAAGCAGAGGCCUCUGUGUUGCCUCCUAAUAACAGUUCAGGGUCCUUUGAGUGCAUCGUGAAUAGAAACCCUGCUGACUUCACCGUUCCUGAACCUGGCAAUGUUUACAUGUUAACGAGUGAAAAGCGAGUACGAUGAUCCACCUCUCGAGUAGCUGAAGAGCGAGUAGCUUGUCGGACUCGGAGACUGAUGUGAGGUGAAGCUCUGCGAGUGGUGGUGAUCGGAAGAGGAGGAGUAAUGGUGGAUGGAGUUUGAUCAAGGUGAUGAGGGAAACGCCAUUGAGUGAAGCUAGGUUGAUGAUGAGGAUGACGAGGAGGAGGUUGUCGUUUGCUUACGGCGAGGCUGCUGGUGAGGAGAGGUAGGACUGAGAACGGACUGUGUGCAGAGGCGGAAGAAGCCACAUGAGAAGAGAGGACGCGGUGGCGCGUGAGGUUUCGGUUUCUGGUUUGCUUUCAUGAUCGCUGGAUAGACUGGAGGGACUUGAGUGAAGUAAAGCGAAACGUCUCUUUUUAAAUAGUAAGAAAAUAAUUUGUUUCGCACCAAAUUUGUCAGGCACAUUAUUACUGGUAUAAAAGUCAUAUAACACUCUCUUAAAUUUUAAUAAUGUAUAGUAUAGUAUAUGGAA
Molecule: messenger RNA, 3718 nt
Organism: Raphanus sativus (radish)
Lineage: Eukaryota; Viridiplantae; Streptophyta; Magnoliopsida; Brassicales; Brassicaceae
Product: protein EMBRYONIC FLOWER 1-like
Exons: 7
Coding region: 370-3231 (953 amino acids)
Biological process (GO): negative regulation of flower development; shoot system development; negative regulation of DNA-templated transcription
Source: RefSeq, a predicted model, not a curated record